AUAUAUGAAGAGAGCUAAAAUAUCAAUUACAGGUCAAACUAUGAAUUUAAAGAGCAAACUACGUAUAACUAUAUUUUUAAAAAUUGCAAACUCAAAUAAACAAUAUGAGCAACCUUCAGAUCCAUUAUAUAAAGCACUACUAAGAAGAUGAAAGAGCAUAAUGAAAAAUGGAAGCUUCAAGAGAGCAAACUCAUUUUGUUCUAGUGCAUGGGAUAUGCCAUGGGGCUUGGUGCUGGCACAAGCUCAAACCACGGCUCAAGUCCGCCGGCCACCGGGUCACCGCGCUUGAUCUUGCGGCUUCGGGCAUCAACAUGAAGGCAAUCCAAGAUGUUCAUACUUUUCAUGACUACAGUGAGCCUUUGUUGGAUCUUUUUGCUUCACUUCCUCCAAAUCAAAAGGUGAUACUUGUUGGGCAUAGCCUGGGAGGCUUGAAUUUGGCCAUUGCAAUGGAAAAGUACCCGGAGAAGGUAGCCGUUGGGGUUUUCGUCACUGCCCUUAUGCCAGAUACCACACACAAGCCAUCAUACGUCUUGGAUCAGGUACGACAUCAACAGCAAGUAUUUGGUACUUCUAAAUUUGCAUUUGGCAAAAAUAUGGCCCUUCCCCCUUUUAAAUUAUAUUUCGAAGCUACUCCUAAUUGGCAUUGUGGUAACGUUUGUUACAAAUUACGUUGUAAUUUGUUCAAGGAUCUUGAGCUGGCCAAGACAUUGGUAAGGCCAACAUCAUGGUUUCAUGAGGACUUGUCCAAGGUCAAGAAUUUCUCAAAUGAGGGGUAUGGGUCGGUUCCGCAAGUUUAUGUUGUUUGCGAUGAGCAUAGCAUUAGUAAGGAAUAUCAGAGAUGGAUGAUUGAAAACGGUGGGGCUAAAGACGUGAUGGAGAUUAAGGGCGCUGAUCAUAUGGCAAUGUUUUCAAAACCACAGGACCUUUGCCAUUGUCUCCUUGAGAUUGCGCGUAAAUACGCUUAAAAUGAUUUAUAUGCUAUUAUCAAUAGAGUAAUUUAUAUACUUAUCUCUUAUCUCACUUUCAAACCUCUAGGCUGAUGUUGUAGUGUCCACCAUC
Corylus avellana is the source of this 1059-nucleotide messenger RNA. The record is from RefSeq and is a predicted model, not a curated record. NCBI's taxonomy places the organism in Eukaryota, Viridiplantae, Streptophyta, Magnoliopsida, Fagales, Betulaceae.